Lachancea mirantina is the source of this 1737-nucleotide messenger RNA. Lineage: Eukaryota; Fungi; Ascomycota; Saccharomycetes; Saccharomycetales; Saccharomycetaceae. The record is from the annotation of a GenBank genome assembly.
AUGACGAAGGACCACAGUCUGUCGAGCCGAGGAGGUUCGUUUUCUUCGGAAAAUCAAGAACCCAUUGAUCCACGUUCACUGGAGUGGGAUGGGCCCAGUGAUCGUGACAAUCCACACAAUUGGCCCACUUGGAGAAAAUGGUUCACUACAAUGACCGCUGCUGUUCUGUGUCUCGUUGUGACAAUGGGAUCCUCACUUUACGUGAACGGUGUCCCCGAAAUGGUCGUGAGAUAUCACUACAGUCAAACUCUAGCGCUUGCGGGUCUCACAUUCUAUUUGCUCGGACUUUCUACCGUGAUAGGCGCACCUCUCAGCGAAGUUUUCGGACGCAAACCCAUUUAUCUCGUUUCAUUGCCGGUUUCAAUGUUGUUCACGAUGGGAGUUGCGCUGUCCAAUGGCCACAUGCGGAUCGUCUUGCCCAUGCGGUUUUUCUCUGGUGUUUUUGCUUCUCCCGCGCUUUCGGUUGCAUCCGGAACCAUUGUCGACAUUUGGGACAUGGACGAAAUAUCCAUCGCUAUGGCUUUCUUUUGCUUAGCUCCCUUUUUGGGUCCAAUUAUUAGUCCUGUGAUUGCAAGCUUUGCUGCCGAAAAGCAAGGCUGGAGAUGGGCCACGUACAUUCAGUUGUUUGCCGGUGGAAUGAUCAUGCCAUUCAUAGUUUUCAUGUCUGAGACUCAUAAGACCGUCAUUUUAACGAAAAGAGCCAAGAAACGGAAAAUGAAUCUCAUAACUCCAUCUAAAGAAGACCAAAAAAAAUUUUUAAAGCUUACUUUGACGAUCACAGUUUUUCGACCUCUAAAGAUGUUGGUUGUUGAACCUACCGUGCUUGUGUUCUCAAUCUACGUCGCAUUUAUUUUUGCUGUUCUUUUCGCAUUUUUCGAAGCAUACCCUGUCAUUUUCCGUGGUGUUUACCACAUGAGUCCCGGAUUGGCUGGAUUGGCAUUUUUGGGUAUCGGUGUUGGGCUUUGGAUAGGUGCUGUUUUCUACAUCAUAGUCGAUCGUCGGUUAUUCUUCCCACCUCCGCCAGAGGGAACAGAGCCGCUUCAGUCGGAAGUUUCCAAUAGAACAAGGCCUUACCGUGGAUUUAGAGAUCCUCAAACAAAUGAACUUUUGCCCAUGAAACCCGAGAAACUUUUGCUCAUUUGCAAAGUUGGAUCCAUUGCGCUUCCUAUAAGUCUAUUCUGGCAAGGCUGGACUGCAAGGGAAAAUGUACAUUGGAUGGCUCCUCUAGCAGCCGGUGUUCCAUUUGGGUUUGGUCUUAUUCUGAUUUUCUUCACUGUCAUAAUGUAUUUUUCCACAAUUUAUCCCCCAUUAUAUGUGGCAUCUGCAUUGGCCGCGAAUAACAUGCUGCGGUAUGUGACUAGUUGUGUGUUCCCCUUAUUCACGAUUCAAAUGUAUGAAAAGAUGCAUAUUAGCUGGGCUAGCUCCUUCUUUGCUUUCGUUUGCAUUGCCAUGGUACCUGUUCCAUGGAUUUUCGAAAGAUACGGUGAGCAAAUGCGUAAGCGGUCCACCUUUGGGUUUGAUGCCUUGGCUGCGGAAAUGGAAGACGACAGGGCAUCUCAUAGGUCACGUCGUUCUAGCACCAUUGGGAGACCAGGAAAAUCGGCAGAUUUGAAGCAAGUCUCAACUAAAGAGGGUCAAGAUCAUAAAAGCCUCACGGACGCUGAAUUAAGUUACUUCCACAAUCUAUCCGAAAAUGAGGUUCCAAAUACAGCGGACACAAGCGGUGAUGAAAAAUAG